GGGUGGAUGAUCCAGUCAGCCGAUUCACUCCGACCUCCACUUUCAGAUCAAGCUCACAACCGAGUGAGGCUUUAAAAUCUUAUACUCACAUUGCGAACAUGAUUCUUCCUGCCGACUCUCUGCUGAAGUAUGAUAACCCGGUGUUGGUUAGCAAGAAUACAGACAAAAAAUCACCAAAGGCUCGGCCUCUGAAAGUGAGUCCGCAGCCGCCGGCCGUGUCCGGCCCAGUGCCACCUCCACCGAAACCAAAGUCACCCUCAGCUGAGGCCCUUAAACAGCAGACUGAGGAGAUACUUAAUGCCAUUCUCCCACCGAGGGAAUGGAUGGAGAACAACCAGCGCUGGGUGCAGCAGGUGUCCAGCACCCCCUGCACACGAAUGGACGUUGUUCACCUGCAGGAGCAACUGGACCUAAAACUGCAGCAGAGACAGGCCAGAGAAACGAGCAUCUGCCCUAUCCGCAGAGAGCUUUACUCUCAAUGCUUUGAUGAGUUAAUUAGGCAGGUCACAAUCAACUGUGCUGAAAGGGGGCUGCUGCUUUUACGAGUGCGAGAUGAGAUUCGUAUGACUAUCGCUGCCUAUCAGACCCUGUAUCAGAGCAGUGUGGCCUUUGGAAUAAGGAAAGCUCUGCAGGCUGAACAAGGGAAGUCAGACAUGGAGCAGAGGAUUUCAGACUUGGAGAACGAGAAGAGGGAUCUAGAACGGCAGGUAAAUGAACAGAAGGCUAAAUGUGAGGCAAUUGAGAGACGAGAAACUGAACGACGACAGGUUGAGGAGAAAAAGCACACAGAAGAGAUCCAGUUCCUCAAACGCACCAACCAGCAACUGAAGGCCCAGCUGGAAGGAAUCAUUGCCCCCAAAAAAUAACUGCUUCAGACUACUUACAAAUGAUAAAAUCUGUUUUCUGCUGGCUUUCAAAAUAAAAUAUAUAUAUAUAAAAAAAAAAAGUCAACUU
Messenger RNA from Pygocentrus nattereri (red-bellied piranha), 954 nucleotides. RefSeq names its product dynein, axonemal, light intermediate chain 1 (gene dnali1). Gene Ontology annotation, molecular function: dynein heavy chain binding. Bases 99 to 866 code for a protein of 255 amino acids. Lineage: Eukaryota; Metazoa; Chordata; Actinopteri; Characiformes; Serrasalmidae. The transcript is spliced from 6 exons. Gene Ontology annotation, cellular component: axoneme; filopodium. The record is from RefSeq and is a predicted model, not a curated record.